Messenger RNA from Epinephelus lanceolatus (giant grouper), 3104 nucleotides. It is a transcript of the gene ddx11, whose product is annotated as DEAD/H (Asp-Glu-Ala-Asp/His) box helicase 11. Gene Ontology annotation, biological process: establishment of sister chromatid cohesion; nucleobase-containing compound metabolic process. Gene Ontology annotation, cellular component: nucleus. NCBI's taxonomy places the organism in Eukaryota, Metazoa, Chordata, Actinopteri, Perciformes, Serranidae. Gene Ontology annotation, molecular function: ATP binding; DNA helicase activity; hydrolase activity, acting on acid anhydrides, in phosphorus-containing anhydrides. The record is from RefSeq and is a predicted model, not a curated record.
UGUCAGCUUCCCUCCCCACUGCUGUGUGUUGGCGCGGGAGUUGAAUGUAAUGACACAAAAUAAAGCUAGUUUUUGAAGGAUAUCUGCGGCCAGGAAGGUGCACCAGCAUGGAGAGUGGUGGAAGAAGUCAAUUUCCAUUUCCCUACCAGCCCUAUCACAUCCAGGAGCAGUUCAUGCAGGCCCUGUACACUGCACUCGACCAGGGCAAAGUUGGGAUCUUUGAAAGUCCAACUGGGACGGGCAAGUCUCUGAGUCUGAUAUGUGGAGCGCUGAGUUGGCUCACUGACUAUGAGGAGAAGAAGAGGCAGGAGGCAGCUGCUCUGCUGCAUGAAGGAGAAGUAGCUCUGUCCACGUCGACUGCACAGUCCUCCACCACCAGCUCCUCGGCAGAGCCUGACUGGAUCACUGAUUUUGUGCAGAAAAAGGCAGAGCGUGAUUUGGUAUCGAAGUUGAAGGAGGAAGAAUUAAAAAGAAAGAAGAGGGAGGAACGAUUAGAAAUGAUCAGGAACAACAUUCAACUAAAGUAUGCGAUGAAAAGAAAAAGUGGUGAAGAAGAUGAGGCAUUCAAAUUGCUGCAGCUCAGUAAAGAGGAAAUAACUGAGACAAAAGGGGACCAAGAGGACGAGGACCUUAUCAUCGAAGAAUAUGAGAGUGAUGAUGAGUUUAAGACCAAGAGCAGAUUUUGUGGCGCUGAGGACGACACAGACGACGACCUGGUUGAAGAACAUGUCACUAAGAUUUACUACUGCAGUCGCACCCACUCCCAGCUGGCCCAAUUUGUCCAUGAGGUUCAAAAGAGCCCGUUCAGCAAAGACAUCAGUCUGGUCACACUGGGCUCACGGCAGAAUCUGUGUAUCAACGAGGAGGUGCGUCGCCUGGGCAGCAUCCAGCGCAUUAACGACCGCUGCAUGGAGAUGCAGAAAAACAAACAUGAGAAGCCGCAUCAAGAAGAGGGUGCAAAACGUAAGCGAGGCCCAGCGAAGAGUGUGUGUCCCUAUCACAAAUCCUCAGCAAUGCAGCAGAUGAAAGACGAGAUUCUGGGGACAGUCCACGAUAUAGAGCAGAUGCUGAAGCAAGGCAGAGAAACACAUGCAUGUCCUUACUAUACCACACGGCUCGCUGUUCCCCCUGCACAGUUGGUGGUGUUGCCCUAUCAGAUGUUGCUGCAUGAAGCUACAAGGAAGGCCGCAGGGGUCCAGCUGCAGGGGCAGGUGGUGAUCAUAGAUGAAGCUCACAAUCUUAGCGACACACUCUCCUGUAUACACAGUGCAGAGCUCACUGGAGCACAGCUUUGCCGCGCCCACUCGCAGCUCACCCAGUAUGCCGACCGCUAUAAGAGCAGGCUGAAGGCAAAGAACCUCAUGUACAUCAAACAGAUUCUGUUUGUGAUUGAGGGGCUUGUCAAGGCACUGGGAGGUAAGGUGGGGCAGAAUCCACAGAGCCAGGCUACACAAACAGGAACUGAGAUGCUCACUAUUAAUAACUUCCUCUUCAAGGCUCAGAUCGACAAUAUUAACUUGUUUAAGUUACAGAAAUACUUUGAGAAGAGCAUGAUCAGCAGAAAACUGAGUGGCUUUGUGGAGAAGUACGCAGGAUCAGGUGUGAGUGUGCACACCCAGAGCAGCUCCAACAAGGAGAACCGACGCACAGAGGGCUUAAACCGUUACCUUCAAACACUGCAGAGCAACCAGAGCACUGCACCAGUUUCCUCAGCAGACCAGCAGGGGUCAGAGGCAGAGAAAGCGCUGUCUACAUCUCCCAUGAUGCAGGUGGAGGGUUUCUUCAUGGCUCUCACCAACAGCAACACUGACGGCAGGGUGGUGGUGCACAGACAAGGUACUUUGUCAGAGAGCAGUGUCAAGUUCCUGCUGUUGAAUCCAGCCGUCCACUUUGCCCAGGUGCUGAAGCAGUGAAGGGCUGUCAUCAUCGCAGGAGGAACCAUGCAGCCUGUUUCAGACUUCAAACAAGAGCUACUGUUUUCCGCCGGAGUGGGAGAGGAGCGCAUCACGGAGUUUUCCUGUGGUCAUGUAAUUCCUCCUGAGAACAUUCUCCCCCUCGUGUUGUGCAGCGGUCCAUCUGGUCAGGAGCUGGAUUUCACUUUCCAAAACAGAGACUCUCCACGCAUGAUGGACGAGACGGGGCGCAUUCUCUCCAACAUCUGUAACGUUGUCCCAGGCGGGGUUGUCUGCUUCUUCCCUUCUUAUGAGUACUCGAGACGGAUCAUCUCUCACUGGGAGGCCAGCGGUGCGCUGACUCGUCUGGCUAACAAGAAGAAGAUCUUCCAGGAGCCAAAGAAAGCCAACCAGGUUGAGCAGGUGCUGAGCGAGUUCUCCCGCUGUAUCCAGAGGAGUGCUGUGGACAGCAGCGGGCUCACAGGAGCGCUGCUGUUCUCUGUAGUCGGAGGAAAGAUGAGCGAGGGCAUCAACUUCUCCGAUGACUUGGGCAGGUGUGUGGUGAUGGUGGGGAUGCCCUAUCCUAACAUCAAAUCCCCAGAGCUACAGGAGAAGAUGUCCUAUCUGGACAAACACCUGCCUCACAGUGGAGGGAGGAGUCCUGGCCAAGCACUGAUAGAAAACCUGUGCAUGAAGGCUGUCAAUCAAUCCAUAGGAAGAGCUAUCCGUCACCGUGGCGACUAUUCCUCCAUUGUGCUGUGUGACAGACGUUACUCUCGACCUGCGACGCUCGCUAAACUUCCCACGUGGAUCAAAGAUCGCACGAGCGCACACACGACUUUUGGCCCGGCUUUUGCUGCCUUACGGAAGUUCUUUCAGGAGAAGAAGCAGAAGCAGGUGUAGUGUCACUUACACCGGACAUUUCCAAGACCGAGGUUAAGAAGAACCCAGUGCAACAGUGGUCGUGAGCAUUUGAAGUCGUCAGACCUCUGAGUUCUCCUGGCUGGAAUUCAAGGGUCAGCCAGGGAUCGUACUUUUAUUUUAUGUUCCAGAUGUUUCAUAAGUUGCCUAUUUCCUUUUGGCUUGCUAGCAUCUCUGGUGUAGAGGUGAAGAUGAAUAACACUGCAGACAAAGGCCAUUUAUCACAUUAACUCAGGUGUAUCUGUCCUGCAGUGUUUUUGAUUUCAGUCUGGAACAAGUUGGAUAUUUUUU